This is a messenger RNA of Suillus plorans, 1163 nucleotides long. RefSeq lists its product as uncharacterized. The transcript has 13 exons. The coding region runs from base 14 to 964 and encodes 316 amino acids. The record is from RefSeq and is a predicted model, not a curated record. NCBI's taxonomy places the organism in Eukaryota, Fungi, Basidiomycota, Agaricomycetes, Boletales, Suillaceae.
AUUCUCUACCAAUAUGACCGUAGUCUCCAAUGAUCCCGCUUGGUGGUUGGCCAUCAAUACAAAUCGUUUGGACAGCUAUUUUGCAGUCGCCGCCUUUGUUGCAGCGAUGCAUGAUUGGUUACUCACAUUUGGACAAGAGGUGGAAUUGGUCUGGAGACAACGAUGGUCCCUAAUGACAGCUCUGUAUCUCGGUGCGCGUUACCUCGGAAUCUUAUACGCUGUGCUGAACAUGCUAACCAGUGUUCCGACCACCUCGCUGACAGACACAGUGAGCUGGAUUAUCUACGUCGUAUUGGAUUGGACUGGUGUUGUGGUAUUUGUGAUGCUGUGGGCUAUCAUCAUCACGCGGUUGCAUGCCAUGUAUCAAGGAUUCAGAAAGAUCCUGAUAUUUCUCAUUGUCACCUUCCUGGCCAUCAACACUUUCAAUGCAGUGUCCACCAUAAUGACAACGAUGCAUACUUCAGGGGAGGAACUCAUUCUCUCCGGCACUCAUCAGUGUCAGUUUGAUGAGGCGGAUAAUAUGGCACUUCUGGCUUCCAUUACUUGGAUACUCGGUACCGCAUGGGAGGUCGUCGCAUUAUGUCUCGCAGUCUGGAUUGCGGCCAAACACAUUCGUGAACUGCGACAACAUUCGGCAGGAGGAAUUAUCGAGGACUGUUUCACGGUGUUGAUGAAAACUCACGCGCUUUACUUUGCGAGCUUCGUUGCUGUUUCUUGCUUUCAUCUCAUUCUUGUGUUCUCUCCAACAUUCUCAUUCUCAGCGAGCAUUCCCCUGGACAGUCAGAUUAUUUCCGGGGUUGUUCAGAUUUUUGACGUCGUGCAGCUAUUUGUGUUGGGACCACGCCUGAUCCUUGGUAUUCGAGAAUACCACGCCAAGCUUGUUGCUAAUUCCGAUGCAGCAACUGGUAUGACCUCAAUCGCUUUCCAGGAGCGCGUGGAAAUAUCGACUGGUAGUGGUGUGUGAUACUCGGUGGGGUUAACAGUUGUCUGGUGCCCUCGGGCGGCCCUCCAAAGAGCAGGGAAAUUUGCUUUUAUUUAUUACCACUUUCUUGAAAGUAUUGAUCGAAGUUAUAUGGUGUUCCGAAGUAGAUUUCAAAGAGAUAUACAAAGUUUUUGUCGUAUUAUUUAGUCAAGUGAUCUGCUAUACAUGCUGUUAUAGAUUC